UCCGGCUCCGGUGCAUUCUCUCGCCCUUGUCAUUUCGCUUUCCAACUUGCGUGUACAUACAUGCGCGCGCUCACGCACGAGAGAGCCGUCAGUUCUUGGCUUCUUGCAUGCCGCCGUUGACCGCCAUGGCCCGGCGGCGGGUCCGGACGUGGGCUGCAGCCGUCGCCACGGGUGUGUUCGUCGUCGUCGUCGCUGCUGCUUCUGCUGCUGCGGCGGCGGGGGUCGAGGAGAAGCUGAUGGUGGACAUGACUCUCGUCCCAGGCGCCGCGUCGACGGGAGCAGUGUGCCUCGACGGGAGCCCGCCGGCGUACCACCUCCACCAGGGCUCCGGCGCCGGCGCUCGCGGCUGGCUGCUCCAGUUCGAGGGCGGCGGUUGGUGCAACGACGCGCGGUCGUGCGCCCAGAGAGCCCGCAUGUCACUAGGUUCGAGCAGCCUCAUGAACAAGCUCGAGGUGUUCUCCGGAUUGCUCAGCAACGAUCCCGCCAUGAACCCAGAUUUUUACAAUUGGAAUAGAGUGAAAAUUCGAUACUGCGAUGGCGGCUCCUUUGCGGGCGAUUCAGAGUUCAGAAAUGGUUCUUCAGUCAUCUACAUGAGAGGCCAGAGGAUAUGGGAUGCAAUCAUCACCGAUCUGUUCCUGAAAGGCCUUGCGAAAGCCGAAAAGGUGCUGCUCUCAGGCUGCUCAGCAGGAGGUCUAGCUACGUUCUUCCACUGCGACGACCUCGAGGAGCGUCUCCGAGGUGUAGCCACGGUGAAAUGCAUGAGCGAUGCAGGGUUUUUCCUUGAUGUGGACGAUAUUUCCGGCCACAGCACCGUCAGGUCUUUCUUUAACGGGGUAGUCGAUUUCCAGGGGGUUCAGAAGAAUUUGAACAAAAACUGUUCGGAUUCGACGGUAAAAUCUUAUCAGUGCUUUUUCCCGCAAUAUGCGCUUCGGAGCAUGAGAGCCCCCUAUUUCAUCUUGAAUUCAGCUUACGACGUAUAUCAGUUUUUUCAAAAUUUUGUGCCUCCUUCGUCUGAUCCUAGAGGUCAAUGGAGUCGCUGCAAGGCGGCCCUUAGCGCAUGCAGCUCAUCCCAAAUUGCAACUCUCCAAGGCCUGAGAAGCGCAAUGUUAAUGGCUCUGAAACCGUUCGAAGGCGAAUCGAAGGUGGGGAUGUUCAUCAAUUCUUGCUUUUCACAUUGCCAGAGCGAGUCUCAGGACACAUGGUUUGCACCAAAUUCCCCAAGACUACAUGACAAGGCAAUUGCGAAGCUUGUUGGUGAUUGGUACUUUGAAAGGGGUGCCGCCCAAGAAGUUGACUGCCCCUAUCCUUGUGACUCGACUUGUCACAACAUUAUACCAUCUAACUAGGUUAGGCCACUGAGUUUUAGGGCGUCAAAACCUGUCACCGUUGAUGGUGCCGACAGUCUAGCUUCGGCUUCUUGGCUUGCUCUUCUCCGUAGUCGAGCUUGCGCUCCAAGACAUGGCUGGCGAUGGAAUUUUGCCAUGAAAACAUGUGUUCUCCCCCUGAAAGAAAGGAAAAGUUGUUUCAUGAGACAAGGUAGAGAUCAGAAUGCCAGGAAAUGUGCAGAAGGCCACCUAUAUAAGGGCUAUCCGCUAAUUACAACUCUAGUUAUUAUAGCCUAAUUUUAUUCAACAAAAAAAAUUUAACAGUACAAAACUGUCUGGAGACCGCCUGGCUUUGUCUUAGAUACAUGGAAAGAAAAAGAAAAACGAAAGGAAUAAAGAUGCUUUCAUUGAGAGUUGAACUCAA
This is a messenger RNA of Triticum dicoccoides, 1749 nucleotides long. RefSeq names its product pectin acetylesterase 9-like. Lineage: Eukaryota; Viridiplantae; Streptophyta; Magnoliopsida; Poales; Poaceae. The record is from RefSeq and is a predicted model, not a curated record. Gene Ontology annotation, molecular function: hydrolase activity. The transcript is spliced from 11 exons. Bases 108 to 1346 code for a protein of 412 amino acids.